Messenger RNA from Dalotia coriaria, 714 nucleotides. It is a transcript of the gene mRpL32, whose product is annotated as mitochondrial ribosomal protein L32. Gene Ontology annotation, molecular function: structural constituent of ribosome. Gene Ontology annotation, cellular component: mitochondrial large ribosomal subunit. The transcript is spliced from 3 exons. The record is from RefSeq and is a predicted model, not a curated record. Gene Ontology annotation, biological process: translation. NCBI's taxonomy places the organism in Eukaryota, Metazoa, Arthropoda, Insecta, Coleoptera, Staphylinidae. Bases 49 to 645 code for a protein of 198 amino acids.
GCUGCUGCUGCUCGCUUGGAAUUUUUCGGCGGAUUUCACUGGAAUAUUAUGGCCGGCCUGCUGCGCAACGUUCACCUCGCCCUGCGGAGGCUCGAGCUGCACAUCGCGAACGCGCUCGCCCGACAAUUUCCACCAGAAGCUUAUGCAUUAAAUGUGUUACAUCUUGAUGAUACACCAACAAAACAAGGAAAAUCAUUCAGUUUAAAGGAUAUACUUAAUGAUGCAUUCCUAUACGCCGUGCCUAAGCAUCGCAGGUCUCUAGAAAAACGCCAAAAACGUCGAUUUGGCCUCCCAGAGUACAACUGGAAAAUGUUAUCACCGAAAACCAACAUUCGAACUUGCAACGUAUGUGGGGAUGACCAUGAAGCUGGUAAACUGUGCCCUACUUGUUAUAGCAAAGUCAUAGAAGAAACAAAACGAAUGCAAGACAAAAUCCAAGCCGAAUUGAAACUGGAGCCGGUUGAAAAAGAAGUCGUUGUGCUUUACGAAGGCGAGAAAGAUGAUAAACCAGCUGAAUUCUGGAAGGGUAAGCGGAUUGUCGAGAUGGAAACCACACGUCCUGCUUGGUUUAGUAAGAAUUUAACUGAAAAGACAACACAGCAACCAGCUACGACCAAAGAUGUCAAACCGAAUCAAUUGGGAUAAAUAUGUUCAAGUAGUAUUAUAGUUUUCAUCAACUUUAAAUCAAAUAUAUCAAUAAUAAUUGGUACAAAA